Messenger RNA from Hermetia illucens (black soldier fly), 4621 nucleotides. RefSeq names its product proteoglycan 4. The record is from RefSeq and is a predicted model, not a curated record. The transcript is spliced from 6 exons. Lineage: Eukaryota; Metazoa; Arthropoda; Insecta; Diptera; Stratiomyidae. Bases 1367 to 3832 code for a protein of 821 amino acids.
UAGUUGAUAAGUUCACUAAUUUUUAUAUCGUUAUUGAGGAAAGCAGCAAAUCUCUCUUUCCGGUAUAAUCCCUUUAUAUUCCCUUUAAGAAACGGUGGAUAAGUGAUAGGUUAAGUACUAUAACGAUACCUUGGUGCGGUGUUUGAUUAAUUUUUCUUGGCACGACUUGCGUGGUUGUCUUUUUUUUGUCACAUCUUCGGGGUGAAGGCAUACACAUGCGACAGACGAACAGAUAGGAGCCACAGCAGUGUGUCGAUAUCACAUAGCUCUUGUACUUCAAGUGCUUAUGUGCAAUAUAAUAACUGUUCAGUGCAGCCCACCCCGGUCAACGACAGGCAACUGAUCAUCAGAAGAAGUGCAGAAGGUCUUUUGUUCUUUUUUGUUUUAAUAAUGCCUUCAACUGUUGUCCAAUCCAUCGUUGAGUAAGAACAUUAACUGAACAUUGAGCCACACGAUCUUGGUAUCUUGGUAGAGUAGAAAGAAAAGUACAAGAAACUGUGAUUGAAAUUUUAUGGUGAUGAUAGUGGCUAAAGACGUUAUAAAGUGCGUGAUUAGACUAACUAACAAUUGAAAAACGAUAAAAAUUAAAUAUAUUUAUUUAUUAAAUAUAUAUAACUAACUGCGGAGAACUUAAUGCUGGAUAAAGAGGCUCAAAGUGAAGGUCACGAUUGAUCUUAUGAAAACUACAAAUAAAAUUCAUAUGAAAAUUCUCUUAAAGCCUGCACACCUUCGCAAGAGGAUUAUUUGAAUCUAAUUUUCUAACCCCCUACUAUAACAUAAUCCCCGUCAAGAAGAUAUUUCGUAUCUGCUUAAUAUUUCAUUUGAGAAAGAAAAGAAACACGUUUUGCGAUGUGGUGGUAGCAAAAGGCGAAGAAGAAAAAAAAACCAACUAAAUUUAACUAAACGACCGACUAACAUCAAAAGACUGUGUGGUUACCAGUAAUCGUGCAGCAGGCGUCUGUUAGUAAUACCUGCUGCAGUACAAGAAGAAAGAAAAAGUGAUAAUCAACAUAUUAGUUUUUUUGACUAUAAAGUACAAACACCUACGAAGUAGAGUCGUGUAAUCAAACUUUAAACCACACACACCGAACACACCUGUGGCUUCUGCAGAUUGGAAUAAUAUAAAUGCAUAUUACCACGCAGCUUAGUGCAUAGCGUCAGCAAAAGUAGCAACACCAAAAACCAAAUUUUUGUGAUUUUUUUUUGCGAAAAGAGAAGACCAAAACAAGAUACAUCAAAGCGAGCAAAAAUAAAUAGGCAAAAAAUACCGAAGGGCAAUAAUUUAGCAGUUGGAAAAUAUAACAAAAAAAACACUUUUCUCUAGUGCUCGUUUUCUUCAAAGUAAAGAAAAGUGAAAGUGCAAAAGAUGCUGCGGUACAUAUAUUUAAUUGGCAUAAUAACAGUGAUAAGAGGAGCAAAUAUAGAUAAUGUUCCAAAUGUGCGUGUAGUGAAAACAGUAUCGAGCAGCAUAAGCUCGGAACCGGCUGUUGUUGAACAAGAUGGUUUCGAAACGGCACAUAAAAUAACCGAAAAUCGAGAAUUCGAAACAGCUCACAAGAUAACCAACGAGCGACCAAUCAUCAAACUAUUAGAAGAGCAAGAUGGUUCCGCUGGCAGUUCAGAGGACCUUAUGCAGCAGCAAAAUCCACAAAAUUUGUUAUCAACCAAAGAACGGCCCGAAUUAAAUCCCGUGCUGAGCGCUUUGAUUAAUGAGGAUGUGAUGAAGAGCAUUGAAUCAAAACGUGCCAUCGAGGAAUCUAUCGAGCAAACUGCUACCCCAGCUACUGUAAACAUUCUUACCACUAGUCAACAACCCAUCAAAGCCUCAGACGAUGAUGUCCUGAACGAAGGUCUGGUUGAUCAAUCGGUUAACUUGGAAGAAGCAGGUUCCGAAUCGAACCAAAAAUCCCGAAUUCAAAUCAAAAAGGGUCCAAAUGGGGUUGACUACGAAUACGAGUAUGUUUACUACUAUUACGAUGAGGAUGAAAAGAAUGAGAAGGGUGGCAAACAGAAAGGUCAAACAACUGGUGAAGCUACUGCCGCAUCAAGAGAAAGUUCUGCGCGAGGCAAGUCCCGCUAUACCAACAUCGAGCGUAGCACCACAUCUACACCAGACAAUGAAAUAGUUGGACGGGGUCGUGGUCGGUCAAAUGCCGCAGCAACUGUAGCUGAUGUUGAAGAAGGUCGCUUACCACAAAACACACGUUUCCCGCCACGCAAUCGCGGAGGAGAUGUUACCCCCGCCCCUGAAGCAGCAGAACCAAUAAGCGAAAAGAACGGGCGCCGAACUGGUGUGAAAAGACCAAGCCUGGACUUAGUUGAUAACGACACGUUCAACACGGAUGAGAAACAAGUUAAAAGUAACAGAAACAUUGAAAGUGAACUGAAUAAGAAAACAUCUGAAGCACCCACAUCUGAAGAUGCUGAGGAACAACGCGAAGAAGAAAUCGACCCUGACAUUGCUGGACAAACAACUAGCUCCGAUUCAGAAGUUGAAAACACAACCCCCUUGAUGGAGAAGGCUGCAUUGGAUUUAUAUGCGAUCAUCGCAAAUGAGAACUUCAACAUGGACUCGACCACAGGAGAUAGUGUCGAUGUAACGACUACAGACGUGCCAACCACUAGCGCCGAGGAACUCACCACCAUCAUGGAAGAGGAACCCACUACGACCACUACCACAACUACCACAACCACUCCAGAACCAACAACAACCACCACGACUACUACGACUACAACUCCAGCCCCUGGUCGCCGAGGAAUAGGUAGUGGCGGUAGAAAUCGCUUCCGAUUGAAGAACGGUAGCACAACCACGACAACUACGGAAGCGCCUGCUGAAGGUGGAAAACCAGCUGGAAAAACUAAAGGUCGAUUUGGUGGUCGUCCAGCAUUCGGUAGUGGACGUACCCCGCGUCCAAGCAAGGAAACUAAGGAUGAAGUUAAAGAAGAAGCACAUAAAGAGGAGGCGAAACCUUCAUCAUCAUCUUCACUUCGUGGCAGAACACGUAACCGUUUCAACCUCCGCGGCGGCAGCAGUGGCUCGACAACCGAAAAAUCAACUGACGAUAACACCAUUGAAUCCAAACCGGCCUCAUCUACAACUCGCUCCCGACCGGCCCGACCACAAUUGAACCUUCGCGGACGCGGACGUCCUGGUGCAACAACCACCCCAGCUACAUCAGACAGUGAAAAUGAAGCGGACGCUGAGAAACCGACUCAAGCAACAGCAUCCGUAGCCCGUCCAUCACGCUUUAAUCUAGGUCGACCGGCAGGUGGUGCGAACCGAUUGCUCCCUAGGGGACGUAUCAAUCCACUUAAACCUGCCCCCGCGGCCGCUGCCAAAGAACCUGCUGAAGGAGAACCUGCCGAAAAGAAAGACGAAGAGCCAUCCGACGGUGACGCUGCCCCAGCUCCCGCUUCCACCGAUGAAGAAUCACCCGCAGCUGGAGCACCUGAAGACAAACCAGCCCAAGAUGCUGCACCAGCUGCUGGUGGACUGAACCGUCUGAAAAAUCGACCAAAAAUUCAAAUUACCCAGAAGACUGCUAAAGCUCCAGCUCCAGUUAUCGUUCGUAAACCAAACCCAUUGAUAGGAAGGAGACGUAUCGGAGCCUCUUCAUCAACAACAGAAGCUCCAGCCAGUGAGGAUGCUGCCGAUGGUGAGGGUGGAGAUGAUGAAAAUGUAGCAGGUGAUAGCGAGGAUCCUAAGGAUGAAGCAGCCUCGGUUUCAGCCCCACAAAUUGUUGAAGCUGCCUCAGAGCAACCAGCACGAGGGCUAGGUUUACUGGCGAACCGAAGACGUUUACCUCUUCGAAAGCCUGGAACUCUUAACUGAUAUCCUGUCAAUGAGGUGAAAUCCUUCUAAUAAGGUCAUCUAUUUUAUGCCUCCCCACACCCCCCCCCCCCCAUUUCUCUCUCUUACUCAACUGUCAUCUUGUCUUUUACACAAUGUGCCGUUCUUACUUUCUGCCGGUCUGACACUAUCUUUUUUAAUUUUGUUAUUAUUAGUUUUUAUGGAAGUCAAUAAUUCUACUCUCAUGUGUAUAAAGCGUACAUAUGGUCGUGUAAAUGUUCUCUUUGUGCGGAUAUAAGGGCUGUUUGGUAAUACCCCCUUAGGUCUAGAAGUCCUUGAGACGAUGUCUCUGGAACCAAUCACCAAUGCAUACGUAGUUGUUAGGUUUAUGGAGAGGAAAGUUGAACGUUUUCCAUCUGCUGUGUUUGCAUCUGAUUUCCGCAAAGAUGUUUAGUUUAAAAAAAAAACAAAAAACAACAAAAAAGAUAAAUAAAAUAAUAUCUCGUAAUUCCUAAUUGUUAAGAUAAGUGAUGAGAGUUGCCAAGAGAGAAUGCCUCUACCGUUUAUUUUUUUUUAUAUAGUGUGACGAUAUCAGUGGGAGUUUUUAUACUCGACCUAGUUUUUUUGCUAGAAUUAAGAUAAAUAACCCUUCCGAAUCGGGAUCAACAUUUUUUAUAUUAUAUUAAUUGUUGUUUCUUAUUUUUUUCAAAGAAUUUGUAAAAUAAUGAACAAAGAUAUCAAGUGUGUAAACAAUGCUAAAGAAACAAAUUGAAGCAAUGAGUGUAAGAAUUUAGAUAGAUACAAGACAAUAAAGUAGCGAUUUAUAAAUUA